GCCAAUCCGGUUUGAAUCUCAUUUUUUUCCUCUUACCCCCCCUUCUGGAGCGGUUGUGCGAUCAGAUCGAUCUAAGAUGGCGACUGUCGAACCGGAAACCACCCCUACUCCUAAUCCCCCGACUACAGAAGAGGAGAAAACGGAAUCUAAUCAGGAGGUUGCUAACCCAGAACACUAUAUUAAACAUCCUCUACAGAACAGAUGGGCACUCUGGUUUUUUAAAAAUGAUAAAAGCAAAACUUGGCAAGCAAACCUGCGGCUGAUCUCUAAGUUUGAUACUGUUGAAGACUUUUGGGCUCUGUACAACCAUAUCCAGUUGUCUAGUAAUUUAAUGCCUGGCUGUGACUACUCACUUUUUAAGGAUGGUAUUGAGCCUAUGUGGGAAGAUGAGAAAAACAAACGGGGAGGACGAUGGCUAAUUACAUUGAACAAACAGCAGAGACGAAGUGACCUUGAUCGCUUUUGGCUAGAGACACUGCUGUGCCUUAUUGGAGAAUCUUUUGAUGACUACAGUGAUGAUGUAUGUGGCGCUGUUGUUAAUGUUAGAGCUAAAGGUGAUAAGAUAGCAAUAUGGACUACUGAAUGUGAGAACAGAGAAGCUGUUACACAUAUAGGGAGGGUAUACAAGGAAAGGUUAGGACUUCCUCCAAAGAUAGUGAUUGGUUAUCAGUCCCACGCAGACACAGCUACUAAGAGCGGCUCCACCACUAAAAAUAGGUUUGUUGUUUAAGAAGACACCUUCUGAGUAUUCUCAUAGGAGACUGCGUCAAGCAAUCGAGAUUUGGGAGCUGAACCAAAGCCUCUUCAAAAAGCAGAGUGGACUGCAUUUAAAUUUGAUUUCCAUCUAAAUGUUACUAAGAUAUAAGAGAAGUCUCAUUCGCCUUUGUCUUGUACUUCUGUGUUCUUUUUUUUUUGGCUAAAGUUUCCACUAUCCCAAUCAAAGAAUUACAGUACACAUCCCCAGAAUCCAUAAAUGUGUUCCUGGCCCACUCUGUAAUACUUCAGUAGAAUUACCAUUAAUUACAUACAGAUUUUACCUAUCCACAAUAGUCAAAAAACAACUUGGCAUUACUAUACUUUACAGGAAAGAAAAUUCUGUUGUUCCAUUGUAUGCAGGAGCAUAUUUUGCUGGUUUGAAAGAUUAUGAUGCAUACAGUUUUCUAGCAAUUUUCUUUGUUUCUUUUUACAGCAUUGUCUUUGCUGUACUCUUGCUGAUGGCUGCUAGAUUUUAAUUUAUUUGUUUCCCUACUUGAUAAUAUUAGUGAUUCUGAUUUCAGUUUUUCAUUUGUUUUGCUUUUGUUUUUUUCCUCAUGUAACAUUGGUGAAGGAUUCAGGAAUAUGACACAAAGGUGGAAUAAACAUUAAUUUUGUGCAUUCUUUGGUAAUUUUUUUUGUUUUUUGUAACUACAAAGCUUUGCUACAAAUUUAUGCAUUUCAUUCAAAUCAGUGAUCUAUGUUUGUGUGAUUUCCUAAACAUAAUUGUGGAUUAUAAAAAAUGUAACAUCAUAAUUACAUUCCUAACUAGAAUUAGUAUGUCUGUUUUUGUAUCUUUAUGCUGUAUUUUAACACUUUGUAUUACUUAGGUUAUUUUGCUUUGGUUAAAAAUGGCUCAAGUAGAAAAGCAGUCCCAUUCAUAUUAAGACAGUGUACAAAACUGUAAAUAAAAUGUGUACAGUGAAUUGUCUUUUAGACAACUAGAUUUGUCCUUUUAUUUCUCCAUCUUUAUAGAAGGAAUUUGUACUUCUUAUUGCAAGGCAGUCUCUAUAUUAUGUCUUCUUUUGUGGUGUCUUCCAUGUGAACAGCAUAAGUUUGGAGCACUAGUUUGAUUAUUAUGUUUAUUACAAUUUUUAAUAAAUUGAAUAGGUAGUAUAUAUAUGGAAUUAAAUUGAUGUGGCUAUCUUUGUUUUUUUAUAAAGUAAGGCACAGUCCUUCAGUCUUAGGUAAAUAAUGUACUCUUAAUAUGUUAAUACUCAUGAAAAUUGGGAUCUGAUGCAUCACCAUUUGAUUGGUAACAACAGUGGUUGUAAAACUUGGUUGCUGAAUUGAGUUGUUUUUAUGUAAGUGUCAAAAUGAUAGUGUAGGGAAAGUACAGGUGGUGGGAACAUAAUGCAUUAAGAGUUUUGUUAGUGUUGCAAUCUAAAUAGAAUGGAAUAAACAGGUAUUAAGACAUUUAUAGUGGUAAAUUGUUGUAGUGUGGUGUUCUGUAAACUUGAAAACUUGAUCUACUCUUUGUAGGUAUCAUUUGAAAGCAAACUUGAAAAUGUUUUGUACAUAGUACAUACUUGUAUAGUCCUGUGAAAUGAAGUAUGGCUAUCAGACCAAAGGAUAAGCCAAACUGUAGGUAGCAGAAUGGAAAUUAUUAGUUUGAGAGGAAAAUUUGUCUUUUAAUGGUGAUUAUGACUUAAUCAUUUUAAAACUGAUAAACUUGACAAAAACCCUGUAUGAAAUAAACAUGAAAUUAAUAGCA
This is a messenger RNA of Rhinopithecus roxellana (golden snub-nosed monkey), 2467 nucleotides long. RefSeq names its product eukaryotic translation initiation factor 4E (gene EIF4E). Gene Ontology annotation, biological process: translational initiation. NCBI's taxonomy places the organism in Eukaryota, Metazoa, Chordata, Mammalia, Primates, Cercopithecidae. Gene Ontology annotation, molecular function: RNA 7-methylguanosine cap binding; translation initiation factor activity. The record is from RefSeq and is a predicted model, not a curated record. Gene Ontology annotation, cellular component: cytoplasm; eukaryotic translation initiation factor 4F complex. Bases 77 to 730 code for a protein of 217 amino acids. The transcript is spliced from 7 exons.